Molecule: messenger RNA, 2077 nt
Organism: Frankliniella occidentalis (western flower thrips)
Lineage: Eukaryota; Metazoa; Arthropoda; Insecta; Thysanoptera; Thripidae
Product: E3 SUMO-protein ligase ZBED1-like
Exons: 2
Coding region: 637-1614 (325 amino acids)
Source: RefSeq, a predicted model, not a curated record
UGUUUCUUUCGGUGUUGUUGUUUCCUAACCUGUGAUCUUGUGAUGGCGGAGCCCGCGCUGUGAAAGUUAUGUAGUUUAAAAUAAGACUAAGUAAUAAGUAGAUUUAACUAGUAUUAGCUGUUGUGUGAUACAAUGUCUCCUCCCAGUCCUGUGUGGACUUACUUUACGAAAACUGACAACAAGACCAAAGCACAAUGUCACGAGUGCAAUGAGAAGUUGACAUACACCAAAACAACUACGAAUCUAUUGCUUCAUUUACGUGGUGUUCACAAGAUCAACUUGCAAACAUUGCCAGCAAAAGGUGGUAAAAGGAAGAGGUUUCAGCCGAACAGCUCAGUGGAUGAGGAUGAGGAUGAGGAAACUGUUGAUGACGCGCCACCUCCGGAGGAAAAUCAGGUUAGUUUUGGGCCGGUGUGGACUGGGUUACGGGCUGUCAGCGAUAGGGCUCUGCGAGGGGCAGUGAGGGAUUGCGUUUAAAUGUAUGUCACUUAAUGUCACUCAGGCAAAACGGCGCAAAGGCAAUGACGGCGGACCCCUUGUGAGGUGCCUAAGCAACCAAACUGCGUUUGCAGGUGAGAGGAUUUUGCGCUGUACUUUUCCGUUUUCCGCCGCGACGCUACUGUUUCAUUUUGGUUUAUGUGCUUUAUUUAUUUUGCAGAUGGAGGUCCCCGAGACAUUGAGUGCACUAAUGCACUGAUGUUUAUGAUUGUAAAGGAUAAUUUGCCAUUGAGCACCCCGGAGAAGCCUGGUUUCAGAGCCUACACCAAAAGUCUUCAGCCCUUGUAUCACAUCCCGGGAGAGCCCUCGUUGACGAAGUGCUUGGAAGCUAAGUACGAACGGCUGAAGAAACUUGUAGGAGAUAUGAUUGCAAAAGCUGAUCAUAUAACUAUGACUAUGGACCUUUGGACGCACAAGCAUACCAUGCGGACUCAUUUAGGCACCACUGCGCAUAUCACUAAAGGCUGCAAGACACGCUCAUAUGAAUUAGGAGCUCGGCACAUGGAGGAGAGAAAGACGGCAGAAAAUAUCAGAGCAGCCAUUCGUGACGUGUGUAACGACUGGCAGAUUGAUCGGAGCAAAGUCAGAGCUUGCGUCACCGAUGGAGGAGCUAAUAUAAAGGCAGCCGCAAAGGCAGAGUUUGGAGCAGACCGACACAUCACUUGUGUGUGCCAUCAGCUUAAUCUCAUCGGCCAGAAGGCCAUAGGAAACAUGGACGCUAAACCGCCAUCUGAGAUGGAUGCGGUAGCUUCUGAUCUGCCGGAAGAUGAAGAUGACUUGGACGAGGAGGAGAUGGGACCAGCCCCACCGCCAGAUUCCCUACGGGCUAUUCUAAUUAAAGUCAAGAAAACUGUCCGUUUUUUUCGACAAAGUGAAGUAGCAAGAGCUAGACUAGAUGAACUACAGAAGGCUGAACUUGGCAAAUCUGAAUCCAGCUGUCUUAAACUAAUCCAAGAGGUCAAAACACGAUGGAACUCUUGCUUUGAUAUGCUAGAACGGUACUUUUAUUUUUCUAUACUUAAAAUUACACAUACAUUUAAUGCAUUAUUUGAACAGUAUUUCCUUUACUUUCAGGUACCUCCUCCUUUCCUCUCUUGUGAACCGGGUUAUUCUUGAAAUGCAACGCUCACGGGCCUCAAAGGCGAAAGCACCGGAAAUUAUGACCCCAGAAGAAGAAGAUAUCUUGAAAGAGGUAAAGGACCUUCUUUCUCCUCUCUCAAGGGCUACAUUGGAACUAAGUGGAGAGAAGACUGUCACACUAAGCAAAUGCAUUCCAGUUAUCAGGAACUUACGCACGGUACGUACGCACGGCUUAAAAAUAUAUUUCGUCCUCAUCGCACAAUGCUUGCCGCAAUAUUGAUGUAUUAUCUGAUUUUUACAGGACAUUGAGAAGUUUGAGCCAACGACUGGGAUCUCCUUUAAUCUAAGACAAAGCCUCUUAGGCCUCAUUCAGCACUCCUUCGGGAGCGUCGAGGGCGUGCGGAUGUUUGCAGUUUCCACAUUGUUAGAUCCAAGAUUCAAGAAAUUCGGAUUCUUUCAAGAUAUGGAAACGCCCCGACGUGUUGCCAACGCCGUGAGC